AUGUGCCCACCUGUUGACAAGGUUAAAACAAAGGGUGCAUCUAAAAAAGGCAAAAGUAAGGUAUCAAAAAGAGAUAAAUCAACCAAGCGUCAUCUAUCUUGGUGGGAGUAUGUGGAUGCACGUGUUCGAUGCAGGGGCACAAAUGUAUGUAGUACUUUAACAUCUAAUAAAGUACAACAACCUCGAUCAUCAGUCAAAAAGCUCACACCUCGACCAUCAGUCACCAAGGUUCAACAACUGAGAGUUCUUAUCUUCAAGGAUUGGUUGCCAGUUGAAAUUUACAAAUUCAUAGAUGACAUUAUUAACAUGGGCGAGGAUGGUAAUUGUGGAUAUCGUGCAGUUGCAGCUUUACUUGGAAUGAGUGAGAACUCUGGGGCAUUCAUUCAUCAAGAGUGUGUGGUAGAACUUCAAGAAAUUAUGUAA
Cicer arietinum (chickpea) is the source of this 423-nucleotide messenger RNA. RefSeq lists its product as uncharacterized. The record is from RefSeq and is a predicted model, not a curated record. Lineage: Eukaryota; Viridiplantae; Streptophyta; Magnoliopsida; Fabales; Fabaceae.